AAAAAAAUGCUAAGUUAGAUAACAGCUUUACUUUAUGUUUACUGUAAGGAAGAGAAAGGUGAACAAAAUUAAGAAAGAUUUACUUAUUAUUGUAUGUUGAUAGUGUUUAUUAAUUUUUUGGGAUUAUUUUUAAAUACCUUUGAAUAAAAUCCAAAAACAAAAGAGAAUUCAUUAAAAAUCAUUGUGGAAUUAAUUUGUUCUUUAUUGGGAUUGAUUUCAAUAUUGACUUACUUUUUUUAUUAUUUUAUGGAGUUUUCAAUGGCUAGUAUGUAAAUGCUAAUCGGAUUGAUAUUAAUAUGGUUAAUUGAAUGUUCCCUUUAUUAUAUAUUAAGUGAUAAAGGAUUAUAGAGUAUGCUAAGUUUAUUUAUAACAACAAAUGUAUUAUUGAUAAAUGGAGAAAUUACAUUAAAAGGAACUGGAUAAUAUAGUGUAAACAAUAUAUAUAUAAUUUAGAAUUUAUUUGAUUACAGUUCAAUUAAUUUGAUAGUGUUAUGUGCUCAAUUUUCUUGGGCAGGAGUGCCUACGAUUAAAAAAACAAAUAGUCUUUUUUAUAUAAUUUCAAGAUAGGACUGUUUUAGAUUGAUGGUAUAUUUUUUAUUAUUCAAUCUUUUGAAUAAUACAAUUAAAGCAGUAAUUGAGAAUAUUUAUGCAAUUGUACCAACUCUUAUAACAUUGAUACCAUAUAUUUGGGCUACAACAAAAUUUAGUCAAAGAAGAUUCAAAUAAGCAUUUGGAUUAUUUCUUUUUAGUCUUUUAGUUUACUUUUCAACAGAAAUCUAUAUAAAAUAAUAAUGGUAACUACAAUAAUCAAAUAUAUAAACAGAUUAAGCAAUUUAACUAUGAC
This is a messenger RNA of Paramecium sonneborni, 844 nucleotides long. NCBI's taxonomy places the organism in Eukaryota, Ciliophora, Oligohymenophorea, Peniculida, Parameciidae. The record is from the annotation of a GenBank genome assembly.